Molecule: messenger RNA, 735 nt
Organism: Laetiporus sulphureus 93-53
Lineage: Eukaryota; Fungi; Basidiomycota; Agaricomycetes; Polyporales; Laetiporaceae
Exons: 3
Coding region: 178-606 (142 amino acids)
Source: RefSeq, a predicted model, not a curated record
CGUUUGCAUACCUUCAACAGCGUGGCACAUCGUGGUCUCUAUAUGGCAUCCCGUGUCAAGCUAAUGCGCAUAUAUGCGCCUAGAUUAAGCUAGACUAUCACGAUUUGCGGUGGGGUUCGCUCCCGUGCAUCGGGAGCAGUUGUAGUGACGCCGUCGUGCCCGUCGUAAACGUUAUUGAUGAAUGAACUAGGUUGCCAUACUACUCAGGGGAUGAAAGCGCCGCGGGAAGUCAAAUACGUGUCGUUUCGACCACAAACGAAGGAUCAUCACUGCCAAAUUGACUCCAGUUGUAUCAGCGGUUGCCCGUAUCUUGGGGUCACCCACACCUUAACAACAAAGGUGCUGCGCUCCAUCGAGUAUAUUCUAUGCCGCAAAUGGAGGCAAUGUGUCCAUGUACCUCCGCAAAAUUUCAACGCGGGAGAGGCAACUACUCCUGUCGUAGAGAGUCCUACGAAAACGCGAAGGCACAUGGAAGCGUCUGGACUCAGCAGACCAUCUCUUGCUUGGCCGUGUCCGAGCGCACUCAAGUCAGGCCCUCGUAUUGCCUUACGACACGCAGGCAGGUCACCUUCUGGUACGAAUCCGGAGUUGUGCCGAGGUCAUUAGUCGUGUGGGCACGGUGGGGCCUGACGGCGAAACGUUGCAGCCGUGCUACUCCACAGGUGACCACGGUUUAUACCCCGGAAAUCUUUUUUGGCAGCACGCGGGGGCGAAGCAUGGAGCAACGUUUUAUGU